Atta colombica is the source of this 1988-nucleotide messenger RNA. RefSeq names its product insulin-like growth factor-binding protein complex acid labile subunit. The record is from RefSeq and is a predicted model, not a curated record. The coding region runs from base 64 to 1914 and encodes 616 amino acids. NCBI's taxonomy places the organism in Eukaryota, Metazoa, Arthropoda, Insecta, Hymenoptera, Formicidae. The transcript is spliced from 6 exons. Gene Ontology annotation, molecular function: protein binding.
AGUGUGCUGCCGCUGGUCCCGAGUAUCGUGCUCCGAUUCAAAAUCAUCAUAAAGUGAAACAACAUGACAUUUGUUAUCUUGCUUUUCAUCAUCUUGUCGUUGGAUCAGUGUAUAGGACAAGUUAUCGAUAUCGGUGAUGUGUGGGAGAUUAAAUGCCCGCAGGGAUGUACCUGUGAGAUCCAAAAGUAUUCCGAUCUGUCUCUGCAUCAAUGGGCUGGCAUAAACAAAGAUAAUAAUCAGGAUAUACCUUCCGAUGGUGCUGAUCUUAAUAUAAACGACAAUUCAAUGACUCAUGAACUGAUGAAAAUCGCAACAUGCGUGAUUGUUGACAACCCUGAAGAACUUUUGACUAAACUUCCUUCAGAUAUACAGGUUUUGACAUUACUUGAAUCGGGUAGCGGAGAUAUCGAUAUUCUUCUACAAGCUACUACAUUUCAACGAUUCAACGAAUUGAUAUCGCUAGAUAUUCAAGGAAUAGAUUAUAGCGACUCCUCCAUGAAAGAGAUGAAUAAUCAUACAGAAAAAGGCGGCAUUAUUCUCGCAUCUGAUACAAUGUAUCCUCUAGGAUCUACUUUACUAUAUCUAAAUUUGGAACGAGUUAAAUUGUCGAACUUAAAUUUACCAAACAAAGACAAAGCAAAUUUGGUAAUCAAGCCGAUGAAUUCGCAGGAAACGGAGACAGUCGACGAAAACCAGGUGUCUAUAAGCAAUAGCAGUCAAUACAAAGGUCACAGACUUAUUUUUCUGAGUCAACAGAAUAACGAAGAUAAAGAAAUACUGCCAUAUGACAUUUAUAAGCAAGAAUUGGAAGGCUACAGAGAAAAUGUUGAACUGUUUGCUGCGCUUGGUGUUUUAACGCAUUUAAAAAUUUAUGAUUGUAACCUGAAAGAUAUAUCUUGGCACAUGUUCGAUGGCCUUAAUAGUCUUCUUUAUCUCUCACUAGAAAAAAACGGUCUGAAAUUCAUUCCUGAAUUUUGCUUUUAUGGCACACCAAAUUUAAGAUCCCUCUCACUGGCAAGCAACGAAUUACUGACAUUGAAAAGCGUAGACCUGGCAGGAUUGCUUCUAUUAGAACAUCUGGAUUUAAGACAAAAUAAUUUAACGUUCCUGUCAGAGUUAUCGUUUCCGCCUUUCCCUGCACUCGUGAGCGCUGACUUUACGGACAAUCCUCUGGAUUCCAUUUUUCCAAGUACUUUUGAGAUUAUGAAUACGACAAUAAAAUUGUAUCUCGGAGGUAUGGCAUCUAAACUGAAACUGCAGAAGAAUUCGUUAUUAGGUCUACGUCGAGUUGAGAUAUUACACUUGUACAAUCUAGAGAUACCUCUAUUAGAACGUUUUAUCAUGCAAGGAUUACCAUCAUUGACGCAUCUUAAGAUGCGAGGAAACGUCUCGAGCAUCGAUUUUGAUGCGUUUGUCGACCUUACUAAUUUAUUGGAUCUCGAUUUAAGUCAUUGCCAUAUUCAACAAAUUUCUAUGGAUGCCUUCUAUGGUUUAGAAAAAGUUAGGAGAAUUGACUUAUCAAAUAACGAUCUGGAAUCUAUACCGCCUGGUUUAUUCACUGCUCAACAGCAGAAGGAAUUGAGAGAUAUUAUACUUACAAAGAACAAAUUAACUUCGCUACCUUUAGAUUUUUUUAGAAAUUUGAGAUUGCCAAAUAAACAAACGCGAGUCCAAAAUAUAAGAUUGGACGAUAAUCCUUGGGAUUGUGCAUGUAUCAUGAUCAAUUGGAAUCCUAAUCUGGUAAAUAGAAAUAAGGAAACAGCUCCACGUUGUUCAACGCCAAAACGAUUACAGAAUUGGGGUGUCUUCUAUGCAUUGCGCAAAGGUGGUUUACAAUGCAGAAGCCCGAGGAAAAGGUACCUUCGAAAAUUUUUAAAGACGAGAAACUCUGAAGAGGAUAACAAUAUCAGUUAGCUAAUCUCUCUUUUCAAAUUGUAUGUAUCUGUCGAUAUACACAGAGAGUUAAUAAAAGAAAAAUACAUUAAAAA